Molecule: messenger RNA, 2461 nt
Organism: Bolinopsis microptera
Lineage: Eukaryota; Metazoa; Ctenophora; Tentaculata; Lobata; Bolinopsidae
Product: centrosome-associated protein CEP250-like
Exons: 14
Coding region: 204-1949 (581 amino acids)
Source: RefSeq, a predicted model, not a curated record
GACGGAGCACAUCAGGGCUGCCCGUCGUCAGAAUAAAUUUAAUUCAGUUGUUAGUAUAAUUGUUAUAUUGUUGUGUUGGUAACCUACCUUUGUUGUGUUUCUUUUGACUUUGUUAUCAUGCUGUGCUCUGGAAAUUGUGAUAGUACCUGUCCGAUUUGUUAAGGAGACGAUCUCCCUAGCUGUUCAUAUGUUGCAGGAUCAGAAUGUUCGUGAGGAACAGUCACCAAAAGAAACUCAUUUCACGAGAAAAAGCACCCUCGCAACCUGACCUUGAGACAAGUUACACCCUGAAGACACCCCGUUCUCUACCUCGUAACCAUCACGUGUUAGAUCACGUGGGGAAUGACGUGACCCCCACCAACUCACCUCGUAACCAUGACUCCCCGAGAAGCUCACACCACUCUUCCAGAGUAGAUAUCAGGCGGAAGAGUAGUACGAGUCCUGUGACCUCGGAGAAGGCACCUGAUAGUGGGUACACUAGUGUGAGAGUUAGCGGAGGGAAACAUAUUGCUCACACUGCUCUGGGUCAAAUAAACCAAGAGUUGCUCCAAGAACUCGAGGAGGAAAAUAAAGCUCUGCGAUCUGAACUGAGAUCCACCAUAGCAAGCACCCAACAGCUUCUGAGUCUAGAAAAUGAGAUUCGGAGACUGAAAUCAGAGAGCAGCAGGUAUCAGGCUGAGGUUUUGAGACUGAAGGAUGUGGAUCUAAAGCUUAAUCAGGUGGAACAGUUUUAUCACGAGGAAAAGAAGAAUUUCCGGUGCACAAUCGAGGAUACCCUCUUGACACUUGAAGACUUCAGAAAAGAUAAAGAGAAUCUAGAACGCGAACUGUUGGAAUUAGAAGAAUUACUGAAAGAUGCAGAGCAGAAGAAAGGUUCUCUUCGGGAAGAGUUGGUGGAAAAUAAUACCCUUCUGAAAAACAAUGUGGAAAAACUAAAGUUAGAGAUUGAAACGAGACAGUCAGAAAAUUCGAUGCUUCAAACAAGAAUAUCUACUGUUGAAGAAAACUGCAGUUUCCUUGAAGGACAAGUACAAGCUCUGGAUCGAGACAACCACGAAAAAGCACAAAUAAUCACCGCUGCAGAACAACAUGCAAAGGAUAUGGAAAGAGAAUUAGCUACAUUGAGAAAAGAAAAUGCAGCACUACACUCCGAGCAACACAAAAUAGAGCCGUUAGAGCAUGAGUUGGAAGAGCUUAAGUCUAAUCUUGCUGCUUUAAAGGAAGAGAAACCAGCGCUUCAGUGCAAGGUAGACAAAGCGGAAGAAGAGAACAGUCAGCUUCACUCACGUCUCUCUGAACUGGUAAAGUCUCACACGCUACUAGAGGAGAGUGUUCAGAACAAGGACAGAGUGGUGAUCAGUAUGCAACAGGAGCUGGAUAGUCUCAAGAAAAUAUCUGCUCUGGAUGCUACCCAUGCAAAAGAAAAAGAGGGCGAAGCCAUGAAAGAAUGUGAAGAUUUGAAACAAAAGAAUUGUCAGCUGUCAGAAAAAUUAGAAAAACUGAAAAGUGAAAUGGAAUACAUUGAACAGGCGUUCUUUAGAGGUUGGUCAGACCAUAUUGAUGAAUACUCCAGCGAAGAAUCAAAAAGUGUUACUUUCCAAGACCAGUCCAAAUCACCAUCAUCUCAAGCCUUCCCCAAGGCAGAGCGGAUCAUACAGUCAAUAAAACUAGACAGGCAAAAGCUAAAGGCAAAGCUUGUGAGAUCAGUGCAGGAUUCAAAAACGUUACACGCCCAGCUUAAUGACACCCAAGAAGCUUUGGAGAGGGAAAGUGCAGGACUUGCUAAAAGAGUUAGGGAAGCUCUGACGAAGCUUGAGGAGAGUGAAGUCAAAAGUCACGUUCUGGAAAGAACUGCAAAGAACUUGUCCAUUCAGGUGGAGGAAUUGAACGUGGUGAACAAAAGCUUGGAGCUAGAAAAUUACCACCUUAAGAAACUUAAUGAGACGUAGAAAAGCGGCCACAAUCUGCUUAAAGCCCUCACAACUUACAAAAUUUACAGUUACUUGAUUAGAUUUCUGGGAUGACUAAAUUUGCAAAAGAUCAACAAUCAAACGACGAAAAAUGGUAAAUUGAGAUCAAAAUACACACUGUACGAAAAUGAAAAAAGCCAAGCCUUAUUCGAAGUUGAAAUUGAUUUCUUGGAUACAUUUUUAAUUAGCAUGCUGAACUAAAUACUUCAAUAUUAAAUUAGCACUAAAUAACAAGAAGAACGUUGCACUUUCAAUUAUAAUUUUUGUUUUUAGUUUCUUGACAUAUCUGACAUAUCUGGUUCUUGUUAAGGUUUGGUGUAUUGAUAGUUUGUAUCAUGUUCUAUGAUUUUUUGAAUACCCCAAAUGCUUAUUUCUAUGCAUUAUUUUACUGCAAAACAUAUUGCUGUUUUGAUUGUACUAUCGAUGAUUAAGAUUUAAGACCACCUAAUAUUUUAUACAACAUGAUUAGUAAUUAAUUCUAUCGACAUUUU